CAUUCAAAGUUACUUUUGCGAAAUUCUGUUCUAAUUACACGCCCAGCGACGUCUCUUCUUGGGCUUCAGAGGAGAGAAAACCAAGAAGUAUAUGUAUAUAUGGGUGACAGACAUUCUUAGAAGGACGACAGAGCCCUAUAGGUAAGACGUCAGAAGAAUGAGUCUCUUUGCGCGAGAACGCCAGCAGGAACUGAACACGCUUGCCUGCUUGGCCAUGGGGUUAAAAGGCUGGAAGACAACUGUCGAGCUUCAUAAUGAUUCCUUUGCGUGCGGAAGGAUUGUUGAUGUUGAUGUGAAAAUGAAUAUUGAGAUGAGCGAAGUGAGAUACACAGAUGGAAAUGGAAAGAUGUUGAAAUUGGACAAUUUCCACGUGUCAGGACGGAGGAUCAGAUAUAUACACAUUCCAGAUCAGGUUGACAUAAUGAAGAUGAUAGAGAAUAAGGUCCUGCCAAACCAAACGCACAAGAAAGUCACCAAAAAGGCUCAGAUUGCUCUUAAGAGAACCCAACAGACGCUCAAAAGAUACCGGCGGGAACAGGAAGCCCAAGCCGGGGGAAGUAAAGAAGGAACGUAAAGCUUGUAAAGUUCCACUUCGAGAUGAAGCUUCUGUGUGCAGUUCCUGCAUCUUUUUUUUUUUUUUGUUACAUUCUCUCUUCUCUCUUCUCUUCUCUCUCCUCUUCUCUCUCCUCU
Messenger RNA from Penaeus monodon (black tiger shrimp), 690 nucleotides. RefSeq names its product U7 snRNA-associated Sm-like protein LSm10. Bases 158 to 574 code for a protein of 138 amino acids. Gene Ontology annotation, biological process: mRNA 3'-end processing by stem-loop binding and cleavage. NCBI's taxonomy places the organism in Eukaryota, Metazoa, Arthropoda, Malacostraca, Decapoda, Penaeidae. The record is from RefSeq and is a predicted model, not a curated record. Gene Ontology annotation, molecular function: histone pre-mRNA DCP binding; U7 snRNA binding. Gene Ontology annotation, cellular component: cytoplasmic U snRNP body; nuclear body. The transcript is spliced from 4 exons.